AUGGCUGCUUCAAAAGACUUAUUGCGCAAUUGCUGUCUACCAGCGAAAACACUCGUUGUGAAAUUCUCAACUAAUUCAAUGGCCGACAACGUGUUUGAAAAAGACAACCACUUGACUCGCAACAAUUCCGAAAAGUUGUACUUGGAUGCGAAAACGGCUGAUGUGAAAUUUGUGUUUGGCAAAGGCACUGACCACGUUGAAACUGUUCCUGCUCAUAAGAAUAUCCUGUCGGUCAGCAGCCCAGUGUUUGAUAAGAUGUUCUAUGGUUCACUGCCCGAACAAGGUGACGUCCCAAUCGUUGAUGCAUAUGCUGCAGCGUUCAAGGAAUUCCUGCAAUUCUUCUAUUUGGCUAAAGUUCGACUCACGUCCGAGCACAUCAUUGAUGUGUCGAAUUUGUGCAAGAAGUACGAGCUAGUGGAAGGGCUGGCUAUCUGUGAAGAGCCAUUGCAAAAGUCAUCCACCAACAACGAGAUGUGUUCCGGCUAUGCGUUGGCCAUGCUGCCUGAGAUACCGAACACGAUACAGUUCUGCGAGCAAAAAAUCAAAUCGAACGCGGAAGCAAUUUUGAAAUCGACCAGUUUUUUGGAAUGCAAUCGCGAACUGCUCGACAAAGUCAUUCAGUUGGUGACUCCGAAGUGCAGUGCAUCGGCUUUUGUUGAUGCAUGCAUGGCCUGGGCCAAGGCCGAAUGCGGACGUGAUAAUCU
This is a messenger RNA of Sitodiplosis mosellana (orange wheat blossom midge), 704 nucleotides long. Its product is annotated as BTB/POZ domain-containing protein 6-A-like. NCBI's taxonomy places the organism in Eukaryota, Metazoa, Arthropoda, Insecta, Diptera, Cecidomyiidae. The annotation marks the transcript as partial. Gene Ontology annotation, molecular function: protein binding. The transcript is spliced from 2 exons. The record is from RefSeq and is a predicted model, not a curated record.